This is a messenger RNA of Momordica charantia (bitter melon), 2125 nucleotides long. RefSeq names its product Cupredoxin superfamily protein. Lineage: Eukaryota; Viridiplantae; Streptophyta; Magnoliopsida; Cucurbitales; Cucurbitaceae. Gene Ontology annotation, molecular function: copper ion binding; oxidoreductase activity. Gene Ontology annotation, cellular component: extracellular region. The record is from RefSeq and is a predicted model, not a curated record.
GAAAUAUAUGAACCGUUUACUUUGACCAAGACUUGAAGGAUGUAUUAUAUAUGGACCGAAAUUCCAAUUGAUUCUUCUGCAAAACCCAUCAAUCUCAAUGCUAUUUGGGGUUCGGAAAGAACUAAAACGAUUGAAGAAAUGGCUUCGGUGUUACAGAGCAGAGGCAGAGGAAUCCUGCUAAUUCUUUUGUGCGUGUUGGUGAUCUUCUUAUUGGAAUCUCCAGCUGCGGAAGCAAGAACUUUGUAUUAUAAAUGGGAAGUGAGGUCAGAGUUCAAAUCCCCAGAUUGCUAUAAGAAGCUCGCCAUGACCAUUAAUGGCAGAACUCCUGGGCCCACCAUCUACGCCCACCAAGGCGACACCAUCAUCGUCGACCUCAAGAACAGCUUGGGCACAGAAAACGUUGCCAUCCACUGGCAUGGAAUCCGGCAGAUUGGAACGCCAUGGAGUGAUGGAACAGAAGGUGUCACUCAGUGUCCUAUUUUGCCUGGAGAAACCUUCAAAUACCAGUUCGUUGUCGACAGGCCAGGGACAUACCUGUACCAUGCCCACUACGGUAUGCAAAGAGAAGAGGGCCUCUAUGGAUCGAUCAUCGUGUGGCUUCCAGAAGGACAAUCUGAGCCUUUCUCCUACGAUUACGAUCGUAAUAUGAUAUUCACCGAUUGGUAUCACAACAGCAGCCAUGAACACGCCGCCGGAUUGGCUGCCCCCGGCAAUGGCUUCACCUGGGUCGGAGAGCCUGAUUCGCUUCUGAUCCAAGGAAGGGGGAGAUUCAAUUGCUCUCAGCUGGGUUCUUCACCUUCAGAAUCAGGUCGCUGCAACUCGUCCAGCCCAGAAUGUUUUCCUCACGCACUCGCAGUCGUGCCCGGAAAAACUUACCGAUUGAGAGUUUCAAGCCUCACUUCUCUUUCAGCCCUCAGUUUCGAAAUUGAGGGUCAUAAUAUGACGGUGGUUGAAGCCGAUGGGCAUUACGUUGAGCCAUUUCAAGUGAAAAACUUGUUCAUAUACUCCGGAGAAACGUAUUCCGUAUUGAUUAAAGCCGACCAAGACCCUUCUAGAAACUACUGGGCCGCAACCCAUGUGGUCAGCCGGAAACCCGCCACCGCCCCUGGUUUGGCCAUUUUCAAUUACUACCCAAACCACCAACGGAGACCGCCUCCGACGACUCCUCYGGCGGGGCCCGCCUGGGACGACGUCAAGCCCCGAUUAGCCCAAAGUCACGCCAUCAAAGCCCGGCGGGGUUUUAUCCACGCGCCGCCCAAAACCACGGACAGAGUAAUCGUAUUUCUGAACACGCAGAACACCGUGAAGGGACGCCGGCGGUGGUCGGUAAACAAUGUAUCCUUCAACAUGCCCCACACCCCAUACCUUAUAUCUCUGAAGAAGAAUCUUCUCCACACCUUCAGCCAGGCCAAACCCCCCACCGGAUACGACUUCAAGGGCUACGACAUUUUCAACCCGGCGCCGAACCCGGAGGCGACGGUGAGCGACGCCAUUUACCGGUUGGAUUUCAACGCGACGGUGGACGUGAUUCUGCAGAACGCGAACACGAUGAACUCGAACAACAGCGAAACGCACCCGUGGCAUCUCCACGGGCACGAUUUCUGGGUGUUGGGGUACGGGGAAGGGAAAUUCGAUGUGUACAAAGAUCCGAGCGGGUACAAUUUGGAGAAUCCGAUCAUGAAGAACACGGUGGCGGUGCACCCUUUCGGGUGGACGGCUCUGAGAUUUGUGGCGGACAACCCUGGGGUUUGGGCCUUCCACUGCCAUAUCGAGGCCCAUUUCUUCAUGGGGAUGGGAGUUGUGUUUGAAGAAGGGAUUCACAAGGUUGGGCGGCUGCCUUCUUCUAUAAUGGGCUGCGGCGACACCAAAAAAUUCAUAACGCCUUAGUCUAGUCUUUGAUUACUCAUAUUUAUUUAUAUUCCACAAAAGUCUAUUAUUUACAUCUCCCACUAAUAUGAUAGAGAUUUCAACUUCUAGGCUCAGUCAGUARUAACUAUAGAAUACUUACAAUGUGAGUGUAAAUAUUGUUCUAUUCUUUAUUACGUAGUUGUAAUGUUUAUUCUAUUAAAGAAAUUGUAAUAAUUAUUGAAAUAAGAAUAAAAUUGACGUGUUAUUUUUAUUUUUA